ACUGAGCCAGGGAGCACGGAAGUUGUGCCACUGUGCAACUUGGGUUUUCUUUAUCCUGCAGUCUUUACCUCAGCAGAACCGCACACCACAGACUCCCUCCAGCUCUUUGUGUGUGGCUCUCUCAGGGUCCAACAAGAGCAAGCUGUGGGUCUGUGAGUGUUUAUGUGUGCUUUUAUUCACUUCACACUUAUUGAAAAGUGUGUAUGUGAGAGGGUGGGGUGUGUGUGUCAAAGAGAGUGAGGAAGAGAAGGAGAGAGAGAUCAAUUGAUUCUGCAGCCUCAGCUCCAGCAUCCCUCAGUUGGGAGCUUCCAAAGCCGGGUGAUCACUUGGGGUGCAUAGCUCGGAGAUGCAGUCCCCCUGGAAAAUCCUUACGGUGGCGCCUCUAUUCUUGCUCCUGUCUCUUCAGUCCUCGGCCUCUCCAGCCAACGAUGACCAGUCCAGGCCCAGCCUCUCGAAUGGGCACACCUGUGUAGGGUGUGUGCUGGUGGUGUCUGUAAUAGAACAGCUUGCUCAAGUUCACAACUCGACGGUCCAGGCCUCGAUGGAGAGACUGUGCAGCUACCUGCCUGAAAAACUGUUCUUGAAAACCACCUGCUAUUUAGUCAUUGACAAGUUUGGAUCAGACAUCAUAAAACUGCUUAGCGCAGAUAUGAAUGCUGAUGUGGUAUGUCACACUCUGGAGUUUUGUAAACAGAACACUGGCCAACCAUUGUGUCAUCUCUACCCUCUUCCCAAGGAGACAUGGAAAUUUACACUACAGAAGGCAAGACAAAUUGUCAAGAAGUCCCCGAUUCUGAAAUAUUCUAGAAGUGGUUCUGACAUUUGUUCACUCCCGGUUUUGGCCAAGAUCUGCCAGAAAAUUAAAUUAGCUAUGGAACAGUCUGUGCCAUUCAAAGAUGUGGAUUCAGACAAAUACAGCGUUUUCCCAACACUGCGGGGCUAUCACUGGCGGGGGAGAGACUGUAAUGACAGCGACGAGUCAGUGUACCCAGGUAGAAGGCCGAACAACUGGGAUGUCCAUCAGGAUUCAAACUGUAAUGGCAUUUGGGGUGUCGAUCCAAAAGAUGGAGUUCCAUAUGAGAAGAAAUUCUGUGAAGGUUCACAGCCCAGGGGAAUCAUUUUGCUGGGAGACUCAGCUGGGGCUCAUUUUCACAUCUCUCCUGAAUGGAUCACAGCGUCGCAGAUGUCUUUGAACUCUUUCAUCAAUCUACCAACAGCCCUUACCAACGAGCUUGACUGGCCCCAACUCUCUGGUGCUACAGGAUUUCUGGACUCCACUGUUGGAAUUAAAGAAAAAUCUAUUUACCUUCGCUUAUGGAAAAGAAACCACUGUAAUCACAGGGACUACCAGAAUAUUUCAAGAAAUGGUGCAUCUUCCCGAAACCUGAAGAAAUUUAUAGAAAGCUUGUCUAGAAACAAGGUGUUGGACUAUCCCGCCAUCGUUAUAUAUGCCAUGAUUGGAAAUGAUGUCUGCAGUGGGAAGAGUGACCCAGUCCCAGCCAUGACCACUCCUGAGAAACUCUACUCCAACGUCAUGCAGACUCUGAAGCAUCUAAAUUCCCACCUGCCCAAUGGCAGCCAUGUUAUUUUGUAUGGCUUACCAGAUGGAACCUUUCUCUGGGAUAAUUUGCACAACAGAUAUCAUCCUCUCGAAGGUGAAAUGUAAAAUGAGCUGAGGAAGCCCAAACAGGAGACAGACCCGUGAGUCAAAGACAGGGAUUUCUCUGAACCUCAAUGGUAAGUGCUUCCUGGUGGCCUGUUAGAAUUCUCUAGAGCACAGUCCUCCAGCCUGCUCAUUUCCUGCUUCUACACUCUCUUGGGGUCCUUAGCUCCGAAAGGCUUUAAAAUGUCCCUGGAACCUUCUAAUGGCAACUCAAAUAUUCUCGAUACUGUACAAAUAACAUAAAAGUGCUAGUAAUUUGCAUUAGGAAGGUGUGAUCCUUAACCCUGUGAGAUAGAUGUUUUUAUCAACCACAAUAAUUUCAUUUUAUAGAUGAAAAAAACCAAGGCUCAGAGAGGUUAGAUAGCUUGCCAAAUGCCACAGAGCUCACUGAAUAUGUUGUAGCAGGGCUCUGCUUUCUGUAUUUCAGAGGAGAAUGUAUUUAUUAAGUGCCAACUAUGUGCCAGGCACUAUUCUAGGCACAGGGUAACCAGCAGAAAACACAAUAGUCCUAAGUUCCUGCCCACAGAAAGCUUAUAUUACAAUGGGAAAAUGACCCAAAAGUAUAUCAGAAGGUGAUAAGUGCCACAGGAAGAAAACUGAGCAAGGAAGAGGAACAGGGAGCUGGCCUCAGUCUUCCCUGAUGAGCAUCUAUAAGAAGAGGCCUGGGUACCUUCCUCUCAGCCCCAUAUUGACAGCACCUGCACCAAUCUAUCAUGAAGAAGGGACUAUCCCUUCCCUGGUGUUACCCCACUCACCUCCUGAGCCCAACCCACUAAAAGGUGCUGGCAGUCCAAGCACCUUCUUAGGAGUCAGGCGAGAAAUUCAAAGAAGACCUGAAACUCAUUCUUUCACGCCCUCCUUAGAGGGAGUGGGUGGGGAGCAAGAUUUCCCAUUUCAGGCCAUCAAGAGCCUUUUCUUGCAUAUACUACUUUGUGUGAAUCUUUCCAGUCUUCUCUUGUCCUCUUCCUGCAGUCCCUGUCUAAGACAAACACCCCACUUCUCCCUCAGGAAAUUCCGCCUCUCCCCACCUGGGAAAAGAGUAAGGGUCCUUUAGCUAGCUCUCAAAGGCUCUGGUCUCUUAGUUGGAGGGACAAUGGUGGACACCCACAUUCCCUAUUCUCCACCAAUAAGGAUGAAACCAUUUUCCUCUUGAGUUACUCAUGUAUCACAAAUAUUAUCAUCCAAGCAAAACACUGUACAGCCUCACCUAAGUAGAGCAUAUUCUUCCUGUUCAUGCAACUUUGACCACGCCGCCUUAGAAAUAACAUGAUCACACAUGGAACUUCACUCCAUUCUGGGCUGCUUUGCAUGCAGAAAGGACACCAACCUGGGCUAAGAAUGUCUCUUUGAACCACGGGAUAUGAAAAUUGUACAUCUGCCCUCAACUGAUUCUUUCAGAUUUCCAAAUGUGUCUCCUACACUAAGAAAUGCUUUGGAAAGAGAAGCUGAGGGCAGGGAAGUUUGUUCCCAAUUUACUCCAUCACAGUAAUAGCGACUUGACUUCCAUUUUUCUGAUUUCUAAUCCCAUUUUCUUUCCAUGAACUCUGGUUACGCCACCUCCAUAAAUUCUUUCCGAUAUGCCAUGCAAUUCACUUGAUUUAUGAGACAUGUUUGGUUUCAUAAAUAUGAGACCAAAGGUAAGAAUGACUCCAUGCAAUUUGGAAAGGACUAGGGGAAGGAAAAAUGUAUGUAAGAAUGUAAGAAUGAGGCCAGGCACGGUGGCUCAUGCCUGUAAUCUUAGCAAUUUGGGAGGCCGAGGUGGGUGGAUCAACUGUGGCGAGAGUUCAAGUCAAGCCUGGCCAACAUAGUGAAACCUCGUCUCUUCUAAAAAUACAAAAAUUAGCAGGGUGUGGUGGCACACACCUGUGAUCCCAACUACUCAGGAGACUGAAGCAGGAGAAUCGCUUGAACCCAGGAGGCAGAGGUUGCAGUGAGCCGAGAUCGCACCAUUGCACUCCAGCCUGGGUGACAAGAGUGAAAAACAAACAAACAAACAAAAACUCUGUCCAAAAAAAAAAAAAAAAAGAAUGUACGAAUGGUAUGUAAGCAUGACUCCACGCAAUUUGGAAAGGACUGAGGGAAGAAAAAAGGAUGAUUGGGGGAUUUGUCCACUUCUGUGGAUUCUCUAGGCCAGUGGUUCUCAACUGGGGGCAACCCACUCACCCCCACCCUGCUUUUAUCACAUCUGGAGAUAGAAGAGGGGUGCAACUAGGCUGGGUGCAGUGGCUCACGCCUGUAAUCUCAGCACUUUGGGAGGCCAAGGUGGGCGGAU
Messenger RNA from Homo sapiens (human), 3935 nucleotides. It is a transcript of the gene AOAH, whose product is annotated as acyloxyacyl hydrolase. Bases 347 to 1666 code for a protein of 439 amino acids. NCBI's taxonomy places the organism in Eukaryota, Metazoa, Chordata, Mammalia, Primates, Hominidae. The transcript has 17 exons. The record is from RefSeq and is a predicted model, not a curated record. Gene Ontology annotation, molecular function: calcium ion binding; acyloxyacyl hydrolase activity; hydrolase activity, acting on ester bonds. Gene Ontology annotation, cellular component: cytoplasmic vesicle; extracellular region.